AUGUCAUACACAGGUCUCAUCACCUACGAAGUCAUUGGUAAUGCCGUUGUCAUAACCUUGAACAAUCCCGAAAAAUUAAAUUCACUUACCCUGCAUCAAUAUGAUGAACUUGCACAGCUCAUAGCGAAGGCAAACGAUGAAAAGGACACUGUGGCCACAAUUCUUCAGUCCACUGGAAGAGCUUUUUCAGCGGGCGCGGACACCAAGUCUGUUGGCAACCAAAGGAAGGAGCUCGAGAUAUGGUUGCGUUCAUCACUUGCCAUGCAAGUUCAUUUGGUUCAAUCGAUUAUGAAUCAUAAAAAAAUUUUGGCUGUUGCCUUGAAUGGAUUUGCUAUUGGAUUGACAGCUACUAUUGUCAUGAUGUGUGAUUUGGUAUACGUGCAUGAUGCUUCCAAAACGUUUUUGCUCGCUCCAUUUUCCAACAUUGGUAUUGUUGCAGAAGGUGGUUCGUCAGCCACAUUCCCUAUGAGAUUAGGUUGGUCAAAGGCAGCUGAAGCAUUGCUUUUAUCCAAACGUAUAAGUGGUGAGGAUAUGAUGAAACUGGGAGUGAUCAACAAAGACUAUGAAGGAAAAUACAAAUCAGCUGAAGAGUUCAAUAAAGCAGUGUUGGAUGAUUUGCGUCAAGCAACAGAGAACUUGCAUCCUGAUGCAAUAUUUGGAAUAAAGGAAUUACUCAAGACCAAUUUCAAACCAAUGGUUGCAUACGCUAACUCUCAAGAGAGCUACGUCGGUCUUGCUAAUUGGAUGUCUGGAUACCCCAUGGAAAGAUUCAGGAAGUUGGCAUCGGGGGAGUUGAGACACAAGAUGUAG
Messenger RNA from Lodderomyces parapsilosis, 810 nucleotides. RefSeq names its product enoyl-CoA hydratase/isomerase family protein. The coding region runs from base 1 to 810 and encodes 269 amino acids. The transcript has a single exon. NCBI's taxonomy places the organism in Eukaryota, Fungi, Ascomycota, Pichiomycetes, Serinales, Debaryomycetaceae. Gene Ontology annotation, cellular component: peroxisomal matrix. Gene Ontology annotation, biological process: fatty acid beta-oxidation. The record is from RefSeq and is a predicted model, not a curated record.